CUGCUGCAGUAGAUAAAUCGUAAGUCUAACAUGACAGAUAUCCUGCUUUCACAUCACACAUUCAAACAAUAACCAAACGUUAAAGAAAAUAAAAAAUAGAGGAGCAAAGACCAUAUAGACAUGGAGAAGCGAAGAAAAUGAAAAAAACAAAACCCAAAUCAUCGAGAGGAAAAAGAAUAUAGGUACAUAACACCACCACCACCCUGAAUUCGUGAAUUCAGAGAUGAUAAAUACGAUUACGUUAUAUGUAUGUUUAGGCAAGGCAGGAGCGUAGCCGUAGCCGUCGCAUUGCGCCUCUCCUUGUCAGCAUCCUGCUGCCAAAAGAGAUGCACCUCGUGUAGGAGAAAUGAAAUUAUUACCCCUGAAAGCGAUUGCAUUCGCCAGUCAUCGCUCCCCACUCCGAGGUUUUAUUAUCACGUUAUUGGUGUAGGACGGACACGCCUUCAUAAAGUGUUGGUGUUUUGGCGGCCGCUAAGAAGUACUAGCUUUCUUGGACGGUAGGUACAGGAAAGCGUCGUCCUACCACUACGAAUACCGAUAAUGAAUUUACGUUAGUUUAACUCGUUGUAGUCGAACCUCGACAGCGUGUCUGUGCGCGCCUGUAAAUAUUUUUCAUAUUACACUUUUAUUUAUAAUAAUAAUAAUUGCGCGAACGAUAAUAAUGAUAAUGAAAAUAUGACGUCGGAUAUACGCGUUUUGUUUGAUUUUUUACGCGGGAUUGUUUUAAUUAUUUUCAAUUUUUAGUUUGUUUUUUUGGUUUGGUUUUUCUUCGAGUUCGAUUUCUUUUUCUCUUUUUCAUUUGUUGAAUCGUUUUAUUAUAUUAUUGUUUCUUUUUUUUUGAGUUCAUUUUCAUUUUUUUUUUCAUUUUUUUUUUUUUUUUUUUUUUUUUUGGAAAGAAAUCAAGUUUGUCAAUCUCGUGUUGUGGAUUUUAUAUAAGAUCAUAUUGAUCAAUGAGCACGUUUGACUACCGGUUUGUUGUGGUUUUUGAGCGAUCGAGAUCACGAUGACAGUGGCUUCGCAGAUGCCAAAUUCGAUGUUAUCAUUUUGAUGGUUCAAACGUGGAGGAAUUACAACUUUGCAAGUUUUGUGUACGUGCUUUUUCGAUGCAAAUGUGCGCGGUUUAAUGAAAUUUUAUCAUCUAUGAUGGGUAUUUUUCUAUUUUAAAGACUCGGUGUUGUGCAGUAUUAUGAGUCGUUUUAUCGACGAAGCUGUAAUAUUGAUCGCGAUUUAACGUGUAUGUGUCAUUCGAUCAUGUAUUGGUUCUGGCCAUCACUGAGCAACAGCGACUCCAUCAGCUGAAAUAAGCAUAUUGUAAUUUCUCUGCUUCUCGAGAUCACCGAACGAGUCGAAAUAUCUGGAAAGAUCAAGCAUGUCUCGGCGUAAACAAGCUAGACCUAUCAAAGUUCUAGAGUCAGAAGAAGGAUUCAAUACUGAUAUGACGGCGUUAAAUUUAUCAAACAGUUUAGCCAACAGCGAAGCAGACAGUUGUAGCGACCAUUCCUCGCAAUCCGAUUCCGACCCGGAAGACCUGCAGCAGCAGCAGCAGUCGUACGAUAUGAAAAUGCUGGAAAACUCUCCGUCCAAAAACGGCAUCGCCUCGAAUCCGGUCUUCGAACGUCUGAAAUCCACGUCAGCAGUGCAAUACGAAAACUUCUCGAAAACCAUGGACGUUACCAAAAAAAUGGUUCGUUCGGCCGUCGUCGCAAACGACGCGUUCGUCAAAGUACCAUCUUCGCUAAACGCCAGCUUCGAGUUCGACGACAACACGGUAGCAGCAAUGGCGAUGGCGGUUGUAACCGAAGAAGCUGACGACGAAGAUAACGACGAGAACGACGACUUAUGCGACGCCAACGAGUACACCAACGAAGAAGAAGCCGAACUACAAGUAAAAGUCAAUCACCACGUCGAAACCGAAGCCGAUAAUAAUAACAAUAAUAAUAACGACGACGACGAUGGUGAUGGCGACGAUAAUAAUGAUGACGACGUCGUCGACGACGAUGAUGAAGGCAACGGCGACGAUGAAGAAGAUGGCGUCGCCGCUGGCAGCGGUCUAGGCGAUGACGCCGAAGCCGAAGCUGGCAGCACUGAUAACGAUAUCCAGCAGCCAGACGAUGAAAAGAAACCAUCACCGCAUAAACGAUUAAAGCAGAGGAGUAGCUGCGAAGAAAACGAUAAUAAUAAUAACAACAAGGAUCGGUACGAAGAACAACAACAACAACAACAGGAAGACAGCGGCGUGACCGGAGUGACCGGAGGCGUCUGCGAUAGCGAAUCUGCCAACCAGUUACCAUCUUCGGCUUCGGCCGCUUCGUCGUCGUUUCGAUACGCGUUACCAGCUAGUCACGUGACCUUGGAGGCGUUACAGAAUACCAAAGUGGCGGUAGCUCAGUUCGCAGCUACCGCUUUGGCCAACAGUGCUGAUAAUCCUGCCGCGUUGCAAGAAUUCGCCGUUCUGCAAUCGCACCUGUAUACGUUGCAGCAUCAACAUCUGAUGCAUAUAAAUAUCAUACACCAGCUGCAACAGCAAUUGAAAAUAACCAGAUCUUCCAGUACUACUAGUACGAGUAAUUUGAAUAGCAGUAGUAGUAGUAAUAAUAAUAGUAAUCGUAGUACUACGCAUCACCAUAGCAGUAAUACUACAGAAGGCGGUAGUAAUAGCAGCAAUAAUAAUAAUAAUAUCAGCAGUAGUACUACUAGUAGUAGUAACAGCAACAACAACCAUCACGUUCAUCAGAACGAUAUCGGCAGCGGCAGCACAAGCAGCAGCAGCCAUCAUCAUUAUCAUAAUCAGCACUAUUACCAGCAUCAUCGUCCGCAAUCCUGUUCUAGUCCUCCGUUCACAACGCGAUCCGAAUGCGGCGAAGCGACCAGCAUCCUUUCACCUAGCAACGUGCCCAUACCUUUGGUUGUAACGCGAUCGUCGUCUCCGUCACCUAGCAUCGUGUUAACGCCUCCAAAAUCUAGUCGAACGCCGACACCGGUCAAACAAGAAUCCGGCUUCCCUUUGGCUUCCGUUUCGCCACCAACGUCUCAACCUUUGCUCUCCACAGCCUCUUCGGCUGCCAGCAAAACGUGCUCCACCAGUAGUGUGGCCAUCAAUCCAACGCAACCAACCUCUCUACCGCCUUGCUCGAUCUCUUCGUCGUUCGCUUCGUCCAUCAUCACGAACCUAGACCCGCCUCCAUCGCCUAGCGAACCGAAUACGCUGGAGAUGCUGCAAAAACGCGCUCAAGAAGUGCUAGACAACGCUAGUCAAGGCCUGUUGGCCAAUAACCUCGCCGACGAGUUGGCCUUCCGCAAGAACGGAUCUAACGGCAAAGGCGGCUCGUUAUCGCCGUACGAUUCGAAAGGAGGCGGUGGCCGAAACGAACCUUUCUUCAAGCACCGAUGUCGUUACUGCGGCAAAGUAUUCGGCAGCGAUUCCGCCCUGCAGAUCCAUAUACGAUCGCAUACCGGCGAACGUCCGUUCAAAUGCAACGUCUGCGGCAGCAGGUUCACCACUAAGGGUAAUCUAAAGGUACACUUUCAAAGGCAUACAGCUAAAUUCCCUCAUAUCAAAAUGAAUCCGAAUCCGGUACCGGAGCAUUUGGAUAAAUACCAUCCUCCGUUACUGGCGCAGAUGAACAAUCACCAAAAUCUACCUCCCGGUAUCGCUGCCGUAGCUGCAGCAGCGGCCGCCGCAGCUGCCGCCAAUCAUCACGUCAGUAUACCGUUGAGCUCACCAGGGCAGCAGUUCGGCCCAGCUAAUACGUCAUCGUCGGCGUUUACCAAUAGUCUAUCGCAUUUGUACGGAAGCAGCGCCGCAGCUGGAGGUGGUAGCAACAGCAGACCGGAGUCGCAAAGUGGUCACGAUGCUCACGGCGGCUCUAGAUUAUUACACGAUUCGUCUUCGUCUCCGCUACUCAAACCACUGGUACCGUUCCCGUUCUUCGGUGCUGUUGCUGCUGCGGGCCAGCUGAACAACGAACAAGACCAGCCGGAGAAUCUGUGCAGUAAACCGACGGCAGCGUCGAGUAAUCAUUCGUAUUCGCCUCCGUCGCUCUCCGAACACAGUCCUUAUAAGCGUGAGCUGACCGAAGACGAAGAAACGCAAGCUCUAUCCGAGACUAGCGAAACGAACACCAACGAGUUCAGGCAACGUAGCUCGAGCGCCGGAGAUCGACGCCAGUCCAGACAAAUGUACGGUGGUGGUGGUCGAACGACCGACGCCGAUGAAGAAAUGGAGUACGAGAACAGCGUCGUCCACGAAGACGAUAAGAUGAUGACUAGCAGCGGUAAACAUUCUCCGCAUAUGGAUAGCGGCGACGAGAACGCUCAAGACAGAUGUACCAGUUCGCCGUUCGAAGAAGAAGACUGCAGCGUCGCCAGCAAGUACAGCAACGACGAUCAACGAUCACCGAUGAGCGCAGAUGGAAGAGUAGCCGCCGCUGGUCUCGAUGCGGCGUCGCUGAUAACCAGGAGUAAUCUGCUGGCAGCGGCGGCCAAUCACCAUCAUCAUCAUCGAGCAACGACUGGGACGGGUGAAGACAGCUACCAGGAUCAGCCGGAGAAUUUGUCGAAUAAAAGUAGGUCUGAAAUUAACGAAUUAUCUCUAGAUGGUCGAAAAUGUCUUUCGCAGUCGUCUUUUCCUUCUCCUAGGCUGCUGUCGCCGGCCAGCUCGGUCUCGUCGGCCGACAGUUUCGAUAGGUAUUCGGCCUGUACGCCGCUAGGACCGUAUCCCGAUUCCGAUCCGUCUAAAGAUCCGUUCCUCUAUACUAACUUCCUACCGCGACCCGGCAGCACAGAUAACUCGUGGGAGAAUCUGAUCGAAAUCAAUAAAACCAGCGAAACGUCCAAACUGCAAGAGCUGGUCGAUAACAUCGGCCACAAGCUCACCGAUCCCAACGAAUGCGUAGUCUGUCAUCGUAUUCUGUCGUGUAAAAGCGCCCUACAAAUGCACUACCGCACCCAUACCGGCGAACGACCGUUCCGGUGCAAAAUAUGCGGUCGCAGUUUCACCACCAAGGGUAACCUAAAGACCCAUAUGGGCGUGCAUCGCAUCAAACCGCCGGUACGAGUGCACCAUCAGUGCCCGGUGUGCCAUAAAAGGUUCACCAAUAGCUUGAUUCUGCAGCAGCAUAUCCGUCUCCAUACAGGAGAACCGACUGAUCUCACUCCGGAGCAAAUACAAGCUUCGGAAAUACGCGAAUAUUUUCCUCCCCUGCAUGGCGGUCCCGUUGCGGCCGUAGCAGCCGCAGCGGCCGCCGCCGCAGCAGCGCAUCAAAUGAACGCUUCGAAUUUUGUGAUACCGAAAAUCUUACCGAUGGCGGCGUCCAACGUGCCCUAUAAAUUGGCCGCCAUCGAGUACGGUUGCCCUAAACCGAGCCAUCAUCACGAGUCGUCCGAUCCUCUGCGUCUAGUCAAAAGCGAAGAAGACGAAUCUGCCAACGCCAAAUUGACCUCGCCUAGUCGACGAUCUACGAGUAGAAAUAGUCACGGAGAUGUGGACGAUGACGAUGAUGACCACGAUCACGUCGACGACGACGAUGAUGACGAUGUCGAUGAAGAUACACGUAACGACGACGGCGAUAACGUCGACGAUCGAGUCGGAAACGUGGUCGAUGGCGCAGCUGGCAACGAGAGCGAUCGUAACGACGUCGAAGACGACGAAGAUCGAGAUCAAAAUGAUAACGACGACGUCGACGACGACAAUGGUGGCGAUGGUGGCGCCUCAGCUCUAUCAAAUUUAAGCACGUCUCUGACGGCGUUAGAAAACCACGUAAAAACAGUCACCACGAUGUCUUCGCAUAUGGCCAUGGUCAGCAUGACUCAAUCGUUCGUAAACCUAUGCAGUAAACUUACGCACAGCUCGCAAAGUGGUGUUGGCGUUGGUGUUGUAGGCGACGAUAAAGCUACCAACACGACAGCAGCUCAUCAUAAAAGGACUCACAAUAUAGAAAGUCCGGAACAUUGCGCAGCAGCUGGGCUAUCGUCUCCUCUGAGCACGAGAGGGCUAUCUCCGGCAGCUUUAUCGGCUGCCGAAGAAGAUGACGGGUCGCCGGCGACCGAUGCUACCUCGUCGCUGAGUAAUUGUACGGUCUCGACGCCGUUAGACUUGACUCCCAAGUCGGGCAACUCUCCGUCCAUGAUGGCGUCUUCGUUGGCAGCCGCCGCGGCCGCUGCUAACCUAUACGCCGCGAAUAACGGUCCGGUCAACGCCACGGCCGCGUUCCCGUUCGGUAAUAGCUCGUCGCCUACCGCUACGUCGUCCAAUAGUACGCCGCCUUUAAUAUCGUCCGUAUUAAGCACCUCGUUUAAUCCGCUCGGUCUGGCUGUCGCAUCAUCAGUACGUGGAAACACUACGUGCAGUAUCUGCUAUAAAACGUUCGCUUGCAACUCGGCGUUGGAAAUUCAUUAUAGAAGCCAUACGAAAGAGAGACCAUUCAAGUGUACCGUCUGUGAUAGAGGUUUCUCAACCAAGGGUAAUAUGAAACAGCACAUGUUAACUCAUAAGAUACGCGACAUGCCGUCUCAUCUGUUCGAGAAGACGUCGCCGGCGUCGACGUCAUCGUCGCAAGCGCAUCAAGCGGUCAGCGUAGCGUCCUCGCUGGUAGACGAGACCAGCAACACCAGCAGCAUCGAGAGCAAAGACGCGUCAAUGUCGGCGGCCAGUUCGCAAGCGGCGGUAAAUGCGAUGGGUCUGCGAUGUGUACCAAUCGAGUCGUUGACGUCUCUGCAGAAGGCUGCGGCGGCGGCGGCCGCUGCGUCUACGUGUUCGUCGGCUCUGUCUUCGGUAGCUUCAACGGUGGCCGCGGUUCUUCCUACCACGCUGGCUAGUUCCAUAUCCGAAGCCAUAACGGCUGCGGCUGUCGUACCUUCGGCGCAGAAAAGAUCGCCGGAUAAUGAUUCCGCUUUACCAGUUCCUAAAAGGCAGCCUAGUCUUCCUAAACAUUUAUGCCCAGUAUGUCAUAAGAACUUCUCGUCGUCGUCGGCUCUGCAAAUUCACAUGCGAACUCAUACCGGAGAUAAACCAUUCAGAUGUACCGUAUGCGCCAAAGCAUUUACUACCAAAGGAAAUCUCAAAGUACAUAUGGGAACGCACGUUUGGAAUAAUGGAGCUUCGAGACGAGGGCGCAGAAUGUCCCUAGAAUUACCAUCGCUGCCGUUAUCCAGCAAAGAACCUCAAACUGAUCUCUUUCACAGGCGUCCGGACUUAUUUUACCCUUACCUGCCUACACCGUUCCUGAAUGGCGUUCAUCAAAAACUAAACGAAAUGUCCGGUAUGCAAAACGUAAGCGCUAAUUUAACGAACGGAUUUUUUCCCUUCGGCGGCGGUAAUGGCGGAAGUUAUACGGCAUCUUUGAACGAAUUGAAAAGACCCCCGUCGCCUAUCUCGCCAACUUUACCAAAUAUAAAUACCAGUAGACAUUUAAAUUCCGAUUCUCAUUCGGCCGCAUCUUCGCCUUGGAAUUUACACUUCGAACGUAAAACAAUAGACGAAAGUGUCGAAACGUGUACACCUUCCCCGCCUCAUCAGUCUCAGCAUCCUACCCACGGCGAAGGAUUAGCAGCCUAGUUUUAAUUCUUUCUUUUCUUUUCGUAUCUAUUUUUUUUUCUCUCCUCUCAUUUUUACGACAUUCUUCUCUGAAUUUAUUGUAUAAUUUUAUUAAGUGAUCGUAUAAUAUGAAAAAAAUGUACCUAAUUUUAUGUACCUAUGUGUGUUUGUGUGUGUGUGUGUGUCUUCGUCUUUGUAUAAAUUAUUUACGCGAUUUGUAAUUUAUUAAUUUUUUUUUUUUUUUUUGAAUUAUUAUCUCGUUUUGUGUCGUCUCGUUUGUUUUUGUCUUAUUAUUUUUUUUCUUCGUUUAUUUAUUUGUUUUGUUUUUUUCUUCUUUAUAUUAUUAUAUGUCUUUUGUACUUGAUUAUUUUACGCACAGAAUACGACGUACGAGUACAUCGUCGUCUGUGUUACGACGUUCAAAAUGAAAUAUUAGUAUUUCGUUAUUGUUAUUUUUUUUAUUUAUCGUUGUGGUAAAAUAAUGAAUUAUUUAUCGAGUAAUUUCGCACGUUCGAGUACAUGAAAAAUUGAUAUUUAUACUUAAAUAGGUACAUAAUUACAUACUUGAAAAUAUUUUUGUUUAUUGUAACAUAUCGUAGAGCAUUUGUAAACAUAUCAGCGUAUUACAUCUACAGUGAUAUCUAAAGUACAAGUUAAAAUUAAUUUUUUUUCAUCAUAUUUUACCUUUAGGUAUUAUUUUAUUUGUAAUUUGAUUUUUUUUCUCGAUUUUAUUAUUUACAUCAUUGCCACUCUUUUUAUUAUUCUCUUUUUAAACGCACAUUUUUUUUUUUUAAAUUAAUAAUUACAAAUUUAACGUCGUAAAAAAAUCAAAAAUUGAACGUUGCCUUUAAAAAAAAAAUUCAAAUGCUGUACUUACUUUAUCUGGUAAUUUAUGUAAUUUUUUUGAUUGAAAUUUUUUUGCCAAGACUUUCAAUUCGAAUUUACGAAUAAUUAAUUCGAAAAAUUAACGUUUUUCAAUGAAUUUAUCUCUAGAUAAAAUUAAACAUGAUUUAAUUCGAUUUUAAUCAAAAAUCACACCGUAUUGUAUUUUUUGAAAAUUUAAAUUGCUUUCGAAUUCGAAGUGAAAUAAUCAAAACGAUUCAUUGUCCAAAUAUCAAUGACCCGUGAAACACGUCGCUUUUUUUCAAAUCACAUAUCCGCUUAUUUGGACUCGUUUUACCAAUGAAUUUUAUUAUUUUAACAAUAACAACGGCGAUUUACCUACCUUUUGUUAAUUUUAAUCGUUUGUAAAAAAUAUUACGGUACUUUUUACCUACCUACGUUUCGGCAUUUGUAAUAUUAACGUGCGUUUAUCGUUCGUAAUCGUGGUGUGAUUGAAGUUAUUAAUUACCUUACGUUGCAAAAACUACUUAAGUAUUUAAUGUGAUAGUACCUAUUUUGGUUCGGUUUCGAUUCCACGACCAUGAUCGGUAUUAAAAAAUCUCAUUCUGCCUUUUUGAUCUGUUCGCACGAUUAAUUAGUAGUAUAUUCGUUGUUUUUAUUUUAUACAUUCCUAAUUUUUACGAUAAACGAUUAUAUAUUGUAUUUUUUUUUUUAAAAACGCGAACAUGGCGAAAAAACAUAUUUUUCUUAUCCAUCCGACUUUAAAGUUCGUCCUUUCGAAAUUCGAAUAUAUCAUCUUGAGGUUUUUUUUCUCUCUUUUUAUCUUUAAUAAUUAUUACGAUUCGUUUGUUUAUGUUUUUUGUUUAUUUAUUUCUUUUGUUUGAAAUUUCGUACGAUAUGCAUUUCUCAUUUUACCUAUUACUUCUAUAUGCUAUUAUUACUACUGCGUUUGUACAGAUUUAAUUUAUUAAUUAAUUAGUAUUAUUACGAAUUUUUUUAAAUAAUGAUGUAGCGCUAUCUGUUCCUAAUUUCAUACUCGGCUCUAGUCUAUAAAAAUUUAUUUUCGUGUAGUUACAAGUUGUUAAUUUAAUAUUUUUUUACGAGGUAAGGUUUCUAAAAUAAUGAAGAAAAAAAAAUUGUAUUAUUCGAAUUACGUAGCACGCGUUCAACGAUUUAUCAAUUUACUUACUUAAUCGAAAUAUGCUAAGUAGAUAUUUAAGAUUGUUACUUUCAUCUAUGUUUAAAAAAUUUUGUUUAGAAAUUUGCAAAGGAUUUAAAAUAAUAUCUGAAACAAAAACCUCGGCUGCUUUCGGGACUGAUAUUUUGUAAUUUGAAUAUUGUAUUUUUGUAACGAUUACGUCGUGAUUCCAAAUGUCCAUUUUCUGCUUGAAAUUUUUUUUUUUUAAAUUUACAAAAUUUCUCCAAAUACCUACACUGAUGUAAAACACAUUUUCAGCCCGAGAUUAUGAAGUACCUUCGUAGAUGAAAUUAAUAUCAAUAGUUGUGGUUUUUUUUUUAGCGUAUAAUGAAACAAAAAUACAUAGAUUACCUAGAGGAAUAUUAAUUUAAAUACACAAAUAUUGCGUAACUACUUUUAAAAAUAUACCUAUGUAAAUUGACGAUAAAUAGCGAUAGCGUUAUUACGAUGCUCGUUGGGAAAUCCAUUUUAUUCACUUGUAAAUAAUUAUCAUUGAUUUUUGUUUCCAUUUGUAUUAUAUUUAUAUACAUUUGUACAUAGACGGUUCUUGUAUUACAAUCGGAAAUAUUUUAUUGAAUUUAUUACGAUUGAAAAUACAAAAAAAAUGUUAAUUUCA
This is a messenger RNA of Planococcus citri (citrus mealybug), 10191 nucleotides long. It is a transcript of the gene salm, whose product is annotated as spalt major. Gene Ontology annotation, molecular function: RNA polymerase II cis-regulatory region sequence-specific DNA binding; DNA-binding transcription factor activity, RNA polymerase II-specific. The coding region runs from base 1370 to 7555 and encodes 2061 amino acids. The record is from RefSeq and is a predicted model, not a curated record. Lineage: Eukaryota; Metazoa; Arthropoda; Insecta; Hemiptera; Pseudococcidae. The transcript is spliced from 7 exons. Gene Ontology annotation, cellular component: nucleus. Gene Ontology annotation, biological process: regulation of transcription by RNA polymerase II.